Molecule: messenger RNA, 2943 nt
Organism: Lucilia cuprina (Australian sheep blowfly)
Lineage: Eukaryota; Metazoa; Arthropoda; Insecta; Diptera; Calliphoridae
Gene: dsx
Product: protein doublesex
Biological process (GO): regulation of transcription by RNA polymerase II; sex differentiation
Cellular component (GO): nucleus
Molecular function (GO): DNA-binding transcription factor activity, RNA polymerase II-specific; RNA polymerase II cis-regulatory region sequence-specific DNA binding
Source: RefSeq, a predicted model, not a curated record
UGUUGUAGCUGUUUAUAUAGUUUGAUUAUUUUCAGUUGUUUUUGUACGGUUCGUUAAGAUUCUGUUCGAACUUCUUAUGUUUUGAACAACAACGUGCCAAUAUCGAAGAAAAAAAAAAAGAAAACAAAGAAAAUAUAUAAUAAUAGAAAAGCGAUCAAUUUUAAAAAUUAUUUUUAUAACUAGUGUUGAUUUUUAUUAUUAUUUUUUUAAUUAAUUCAAAAUAAAUAAAUAUUUUUAAAAUAAAACAAAAAUAAAAAAAUGAUUUAAUUUUUUUUUAUUUGCAAUAAAAAUCCAACUUAAAGAAAAAAUGUGAAAAAAUAUAAAAAGUUUAGUUUUUUUUUAUAAAUGUGUGUUUUUAUUUUUAAUUUAACAUUGUAGUUAUAGUGUUAUUUACAAAUAGCGUCAGACCGUGUAAUCGUAUGCUGUACUCACUACAGGCGUCAAAUGCUGUUUUAGUUUAUCAUAAAAUUUGUACGGAUCAUUGCAUUGGAACGCCAUCGAAUAGUUGCUGUUUCCUAAUUGUCACACUUCGGAAAAUUGCUAAAUCAAAAGCAAAAAUAAAUAAAAUUUUUGGCAUCAUAGAAAUUGGUUUUAUUCUAGAGAAUUUCAGUAAUUUUAGCAGGUGGCACCAUUGACUAAAUAAAAAAUAAUUUAUACAAUACAAUAUAAAAUAAAUUAUAAAAGUAUUUAAAUAAAAAGUAAAAAUAUCAUACAAUUUUCUCAAGAUAAUGGAUGAACCGUAAAGAAAAAAGUGCAAAAACUAAAUUGCUUAAGCAUAAUACAUAAAUAGACAGAAAAUAAAAAGGUAAAAGGUGUAACUAGUACUAUAUAAGUUAUUGAAAAAAUUUUAUGCCACAAGCGCCUAAUAUUACAAGAAAACAAACAAAAGAUAAUUUUUUUCAAACUUAUCUAGUCCAUAAAAUCUUCUCUUUGUAACUUGCAAGAUUUUAAAGUUGCCUAAGGCAAGCGAAAAAAAACAUCAACAAACAACAACACAUUAAACGUGUCAACCGUGUUUGGCGGAUUUUUUGUUUUUGUUACCUACUGUUGUUGUUGUUGCUGCUGCUGCUACCACUGCUGAGAGGAUUGUGGACGUGGAGUGUCUGUCAUUCCCAACAUUUCCAAUAAACCAGUUGCGAGUAAGUGAUUUUGAAUGGUUUCUGAGGAUACCAACUGGAAUAGCAGCGACACAAUGUCCGACACGGACAUGCACGAUUCGAAGAAUGAUAUUUGUGGUGGUGCUUCUAGCUCCAGUGGCAGCUCUGGCACCCCACGAACUAAACCGAAUUGUGCACGUUGCCACAAUCAUGGCUUUAAAAUUAAAUUGAAAGGCCACAAACGUUACUGCAAGUAUCGCAAUUGUAACUGUGAAAAAUGUCGCCUGACGGCCGAUCGUCAGCGUGUCAUGGCCCUACAGACGGCAUUGAGACGUGCCCAACAGCAGGAUGAACAGCGUAUAUUACAAAUGCAUGAGGUGCCGCCAGUUGUACACCCACCACCAGCUUUACUAAAGGCCCACUAUCACCAUCAUCAUCACUUGCAGCAUCAUUUGGCAGAGCAAUUGCAUCACCAUCAUCAUCCCCAUUUGGUGGAUGCCACAACAUCAGCAGCUGUUGUGGGAGCUGUACCGCCACAUCAUCACCAUCAUCAUCAUGUUACACAUGCUGCAGCGGCGGCAGCUAUAUCAACAAUACGUUCACCACCCCACAGUGAUCACAGUGUCAAUGGAGGCUCAAGUGCUGGUGGUGGAGGAGGAAAUAAUGGCGGUGGUGGUGGUGGCGGCAGUGCUGGUGGAGGAGUCGUUAGCAGUGUUGGCGCUAUUGAACGUAAUGCGGCUGCCCUAAAUGGUAUGGCCAGUAGUAGCAGUAUUGCUUCUAGUUCAACAGCUGGUCCACCGCAUCAUCCCUCACCGGAUCAUCAUCAGCAGCAUAAUAAUCAACACCACCAUCAUCAUCACCCACAUCCACAUUCAUCGGCCGUACCGCCCACUGCACAGUCAGUUGAUAGUUCUUGUGAUUCAUCCUCACCAUCGCCUUCGUCGACAUCGGGGGCAAUAUCGUUGCCAGUUAAUCGUAAGAUUGUUCCAGAACAUCAUCAAAAUGGAGCUGAUAUGUCUAUAGCUACCGAACAAUUAAAUCAACUUACACAAACCUAUUAUAAUUAUCAACGUUAUGGCACCCUACCACCAGCAUAUUGGGCCUAUCCAUCCAUACAAUUGGGUCGAACGAUUUGGACUGAAUUACCAACACCCCAUUUUGCUGCCAUCAUACCACCACAUUCAGCACCAACACCCGAAGAACCUCUAACCCUAAGUCGAGCAUCAACGAGUCCGUCCAAAAUCAGUCGAUCUGGUAGUAGUAGUAUAUGUGGUGAAUCGAUAACGGCUACCUCAACACCAACGCCGACAACAACAACAACACCAUCCGCUGGAGUUAUAGCCGCAGCAGCAGCAGCGGCAGCUGCCGCCGCAGCUACGUAGCAAUACCAACAGGACUGUGAUGUAAAUAAUACAACAGCAGCUGCUGUAGCAGCGGCGGCAGCUACAGCCGUUUUACAUGUCGAUGAUUAAUUUAUUGAAUGCUUUAAGUGUGUUUCUAUGGAUGUACAUACAUAUAUAAACGAACGAAUCUAUUAUUUUUUACAUAAAAUUGUUAAUAAACUAAAAUGAAGCAUAUUUAAACGUUAAACUCCUUCUAUAAAAAAUUCAUUGCAACAAAGUAGAACUAAAAUAAAUUAAAAAUAAGUAAAUACCUAUAAAUAUUACUUUGUUUAUAAACACAGGUAUAAAGGAAAAUUAAACCAAAUAAGGUUAUAGCCACAUAAAGAAAUUAUUUAAUUUUUAAUAAAUUAAAAUUAAUAUAAAACUAAACUUAAAACAUGAAAAAAAUAAAUCAUAAAACAUAUAAAUUGCAAAGAAUAUUAGAUUUUGAAAAUUAACUAUUU